AUGAUUGGCCUCUGUGACACUUCUACUCUCCUUCUAACCCCAAGAACAACCUCAACAACCAACACCAUGUGUGGGUACUACGGAAACUACUAUGGGAGCCGUGGCUAUGGAUGCUGUGGCUAUGGAGGCCUGGGCUGUGGCUAUGGCUCCUACUAUGGUUGUGGCUUCCGCAGACUGGGCUGUGGCUAUGGAUAUGGCUCCCGCUCUCUCUGUGGCUGCAGCUAUGGAAGCAACUCUGGCUAUGGCUCUGGCUUUGGCUACUAUUAUUAAGGACGCCAUGGGAGACUCUCAUCCUCCAAACCUUCACUUAAUGAUUGACCAUUUCUGAACCCCAGAAGUUCUGUGCCUCGCCCUGAGGUGAUGUUUAUUCUACACUAUAGUAUAAACUUGUGAUAUGAUUUGCUAAAGACUUGAUAUCUGGAUCUGAUGCCACUUGAUACCUGGGAGAAUAUGAAAUUCA
Molecule: messenger RNA, 460 nt
Organism: Equus caballus (horse)
Lineage: Eukaryota; Metazoa; Chordata; Mammalia; Perissodactyla; Equidae
Source: RefSeq, a predicted model, not a curated record